This is a messenger RNA of Trichechus manatus latirostris (Florida manatee), 9159 nucleotides long. RefSeq names its product homeodomain interacting protein kinase 3 (gene HIPK3). Gene Ontology annotation, cellular component: PML body; nucleus; cytoplasm. Gene Ontology annotation, molecular function: protein serine/threonine kinase activity; ATP binding; protein tyrosine kinase activity. Bases 448 to 4092 code for a protein of 1214 amino acids. The record is from RefSeq and is a predicted model, not a curated record. NCBI's taxonomy places the organism in Eukaryota, Metazoa, Chordata, Mammalia, Sirenia, Trichechidae. Gene Ontology annotation, biological process: peptidyl-serine phosphorylation; peptidyl-threonine phosphorylation. The transcript is spliced from 17 exons.
CCGUCACCGCCUCUCCCGGCUGUCUUCCUGCCCCUCCUCUCCCGACAGGGGCGUCAGGAAUGGGCCCCAACGGCCACGGGCCCCGCUCGCUGAGCUGUCCGUAGGCCCCAGCCGCCGGAGGCUGGCCGGGCGGCCUUUCACCACCCCUCGCCCCAUCCAAGCCGACCCCACCCCAAAUCCUUGGGAAGGAAGAUGAGGGAGACGGGCCCAACGCUCAGCAGCCAGAGCAGCAGCAGUAGCAGCGGUCGGGGGAGGGUGUUUCGCCGUUUCCUCUUAGCCGCCAGGACAAGAUGGCAGCGGCCGCGGAGAGGGGCUGAGCCCGGGCUGGGUGGUGCCGCCUGCUGAAGCGUCUGGCUCCCUGUCCCCGGCACGGCCCCGCACCCCACCCCGGACAUGCUCAGGGUUGCGGCCGCCCGAAGAAGGGAGAGCUCGGGCCUCUAGGAAGGUAUGGCCUCACAAGUCUUGGUCUACCCACCAUAUGUUUAUCAAACUCAGUCAAGUGCCUUUUGUAGUGUGAAGAAACUCAAAGUAGAGCCAAGCAGUUGUGUAUUCCAGGAAAGAAACUAUCCACGGACCUAUGUGAAUGGUAGAAACCUGGGAAAUUCUCAUCCUCCCACAAAGGGUAGUACUUUUCAGACAAGGAUACCAUUUAACAGACCUCGAGGACACAACUUUUCAUUGAAGACAAGUGCUGUUGUUUUAGAAAACGCUGCAGGUGCUACAAAGGUCAUAGCUCAGGCGCAGCAAGCCCAAGUAGAGGCACCUCAGGCAGGGGCUUGGCGAAACAGGUUAAAUUUACUAGAAGGCUCCCAGCGAUGUGGAUUGAAGCGCAAGAGUGAGGAGUUGGAUAAUCAUAGCAGCGCAAUGCAGAUUGUUGAUGAAUUGUCCGUACUUCCUGCAAUGUUGCAAACGAACAUGGGAAAUCCAGUGACAGUUGUGACAACUACUACAGGAUCAAAACAGAAUUGUACCACUGGAGAAGGUGACUAUCAGUUAGUACAGCAUGAAGUCUUAUGCUCCAUGAAAAAUACUUACGAAGUCCUUGAUUUUCUUGGUCGAGGCACUUUUGGCCAAGUAGUUAAAUGCUGGAAAAGAGGGACAAAUGAAAUUGUGGCAAUCAAAAUUUUGAAGAAUCAUCCUUCUUACGCACGUCAAGGUCAGAUAGAAGUGAGCAUAUUAGCAAGACUCAGUACUGAAAAUGCUGAUGAAUAUAACUUUGUACGAGCUUAUGAAUGCUUUCAGCACCGUAACCACACUUGUUUAGUCUUUGAGAUGCUGGAACAAAAUUUGUACGAUUUUCUGAAACAAAAUAAAUUCAGUCCCUUGCCACUAAAAGUAAUUCGGCCCAUCCUUCAACAAGUGGCCACUGCACUGAAAAAAUUGAAAAGUCUUGGUUUAAUUCAUGCUGACCUCAAACCAGAGAAUAUUAUGUUGGUGGAUCCUGUUCGGCAGCCAUACAGGGUUAAAGUAAUAGACUUCGGAUCUGCUAGUCAUGUGUCAAAGACUGUUUGUUCAACAUAUCUACAAUCUCGGUACUACAGAGCUCCAGAGAUUAUAUUGGGGUUGCCAUUUUGUGAAGCCAUAGACAUGUGGUCGUUGGGAUGUGUGAUUGCAGAAUUAUUCCUUGGAUGGCCGCUCUACCCAGGAGCCUUGGAGUAUGACCAGAUUCGAUACAUUUCUCAGACUCAAGGUUUACCAGGAGAGCAGUUGUUAAAUGUGGGUACAAAAUCCACAAGAUUUUUUUGCAGAGAAACAGAUAUUUCUCAUUCUGGUUGGAGAUUAAAGACUCUAGAAGAGCAUGAGUCAGAGACAGGAAUGAAGUCUAAAGAAGCCAGAAAGUACAUAUUCAACAGUCUGGAUGAUAUAGUGCAUGUGAACACAGUGAUGGAUCUGGAAGGAAGUGAUCUUUUGGCUGAGAAAGCUGACAGAAGAGAAUUUGUUAGUCUGUUGAAGAAAAUGUUGCUGAUUGAUGCAGAUUUAAGAAUUACUCCAGCUGAGACUCUGAACCAUCCUUUUGUUAAUAUGAAGCAUCUUCUAGAUUUUCCUCAUAGCAACCAUGUAAAAUCCUGUUUUCAUAUUAUGGAUAUUUGUAAGUCCCAUCCAAAUUCAUUUGACACAAAUAAUCACAAUAAAACAUCACUUUUAAGACCAAUUGCUUCAUGCAGUGCUGCUAAUCUGACAGGAAAUUUCACUAAAAUUGGCACAUUAAGAAGUCAGGCAUUAACCACAUCUGCUCAUUCAGUUGUGCACCAUGGAAUACCUCUGCAGGUGGGAACUGCUCAGUUUGGUUGUGGUGAUGCUUUUCAGCAGACACUGAUUAUCUGUCCCCCAGCUAUUCAAGGUAUUCCUGCAACGCACGGUAAACCCACUAGUUAUUCAAUAAGGGUAGAUAAUACAGUGCCACUUGUAACUCAGGCCCCAGCUGUGCAGCCACUACAGAUCCGACCAGGAGUUCUUUCUCAGCAGACAUGGUCUGGUAGAACACAGCAGAUGCUGGUACCUGCCUGGCAACAGAUAACACCCUUGGCUCCUGCUACUACUGCACUAACUUCUGAGGGUGUGGCUGGUUCACAAAGGCUUGGAGACUGGGGGAAAAUGAUUUCACACAGCAAUCAUUAUAGCUCAGUGAUGCCGCAACCUCUGCUAACCAAUCAGAUAACUCUCUCUGCCCCUCAGCCAAUUAGUGUGGGCAUUGCACAUGUUGUCUGGCCUCAGCCUGUCACUACCAAGAAAAAUAAGCUGUGCCAGAACAGAGGUAUUUUGGUAAAACUAAUGGAAUGGGAGCCAGGAAGAGAGGAAAUAAAUGCUUUCAGUUGGAGUAAUUCAUUGCAGAAUACCAAUAUCCCCCAUUCAGCAUUUAUUUCUCCAAAGAUAAUAAAUGGGAAAGAUGUCGAGGAAAUAAGUUGUAUAGAAACACAGGACAAUCAUAACUCAGGAGGAGAGGCAAGAAAUUGUUGUGAAACAUCUGUCAGACAGGACUCUGAUUCUUCGGGUUCAGACAAACAGCGGCAAACCAUCAUCAUUGCUGAUUCCCCAAGUCCUGCCGUGAGUGUGAUCACUAUCAGCAGUGACACCGAUGAGGAAGAUACGUCGCAGAGACAUUCACUCAGAGAAUGUAAAGGGAAUCUAGAUUGUGAAGCUUGCCAGAGCACUUUGAAUAUUGAUCGGAUGUGUUCAUUAAGUAGUCCUGAUAGUACUCUGAGCACCAGCUCCUCAGGACAGUUCAGCCCAUCGCCUUGCAAGAGACCGAACAGUAUGUCAGAUGAAGAGCAAGAAAGUGGUUGUGAUACUGUGGAUGGCUCUCCAGCAUCAGAGUCUUCAGGGCAUGACAGUCCAUUUGCAGAGAGCAGUUUUGUGGCGAACUCUCAUCAGAACACAGACCUGGUAACCUCUGCUGACACAAAAACCAAACCAGCUGUUUGUACUGUUGUGGUGCCACCAAUGGGAUUAGAAAAUGGAUUAAAUGCUGAGCAUAUGGCAAACACAGAUUCUGCAUGCCGGCCAUUAAUAAAAGGACGAUCCAUUCCUGGAAGAUUAAACCAGCCUUCUGCAGUGGGUGGUCGUCAGCAGAAAUUGACGUCAGCAUUCCAGCAGCAACAUUUGAACUUCAGUCAGGUUCAGCACUUUGGAUCUGGGCAUCAAGAGUGGAAUGGAAACUUCGGGCAUCGAAGACAGCAAGCUUACAUCCCUACUAGUGUUACGAGCAAUCCAUUUACCCUUUCUCACGGAAGUCCCAGUCACACAGCAGUGCAUGCCCAUCUGGCUGGAAAUACUCACCUCGGAGGACAGGCUACUCUGCUUCCAUACCCAUCAUCAGCUGCCCUCAGUAGUGCUGCACCAGUGGCCCACCUCUUAGCCUCUCCAUGUACCUCAAGACCCAUGUUACAGCAUCCAACCUAUAAUCUCUCCCAUCCCAGUGGCAUAGUUCACCAAGUCCCAGUGGGCAUAAACCCCCGUCUGUUACCAUCCCCAACCAUUCAUCAGACUCAGUACAAACCAAUCUUCCCACCACAUUCUUACAUUGCAGCAUCACCUGCAUAUACUGGAUUUCCAUUGAGUCCAACAAAACUCAGCCAGUAUCCAUAUAUGUGAAAACUCAAAACAGUAUAUUGAGGAAGCUCAAUGAUAUAAACAUUUGAUUAAAAAUAAAAACAUGGUAUUUAAUAAAUAUUAGCCAUGGCACAAGAAAAUUAUUUUUGAAUCAUGUAGACUUGGGUGCAAUUUAAACAACUUUGAGCUUUAAAAAAAAACUCACUUUUAAUGUGUUUUGCACAUUUGGUAUAACUUGUCUUUGGUCAUGUUAUCUUCUUAUGUAGUAACUCUAGACAGGUGACUUAUGGGAGCAGAAGUCCAGUUUUGCUCCUGCUAUUUUUUAUAAAAUUGCCUUCUAACUAGUGCAAGACACGUCCACAUUUGGGAAGCCAUUCUGUGUACAGACUUGGAGCAACAGAUGCACAUAUGUCAGAAUUACAGCAUAUAAGUGAAUUGUAUUAUCUCUGUCUUAGUGUAUAAAUGUUGGGUCACUUACCUGAGAAAUUGAGCUAUUGUUCUUUACAUUUGCAUGUGUCUUUUGCAUGGGCAAAAUGUUGCCUAGACUUUGCUCUUAAAUGUUGUUCUAAUAAUCUCAGCUGCAUUGUAAACCGUUCCCACACAUAGUGCCUUAAAUAUUUGAGGUUGUUAAUGUUAUUACCUAUUAUAAAUGUUGAGGACUGCAGCACUUAAAAUUCAGACCUGCUCUUUACUUUUUUUUGAUAGAGUAAUGUUCAGUUUUGGUUUUGUGUGGUAUGAUUUUGGGUAGUAGCUAUUUUUUCCUUAUUAAGAGGGCAGCAUGUUUGCUAUAGCUAAAUUCUGCUGUCUGAUUUUUCAGAAUGAUCUAGCUUCAAGAAAAGCAAGCAGUUAGUAGUGCUUAAGAAAAAUUGAGUCAGUAUCUAAUGGAUAGUUGAUAACUGUCACAACACAGCAUUUUAUAUACUGUUAAGUGAAACUGCAGUACAAUCUAGGUUUAUUUUGGGAGUGUUUGCUGUAUGUAUAAUUGGAUUAAAAAUGUUUAGCGGUGCAGUAGGCAUGACUUUGGAUAGAUAAUGAAAGAAAAUGCAAAAUGCUCAUUGAUUCAUGACGUGGUUUCAUCUUAGCUCGGGCAAACCAUGCAGUAUUUAAUAAAUAGUAGCAGAAUAUUUACUAUUGAAGCUUGAAAAGAUGUGAGUUCUUUGUGUGCAAUUUUUCAUUUAUGCAUGUGAGGUUUUUUGUUUUGUUUUUUUAAAAAUAUUUUUACGUUGUAUUUGUUUUGCUUGUUGGUGGUGUUUGCUUAUUUAAUACAUUCCGUCAGGGACAGAAAUUACAUGCUUUUUUUUUUCCCCCCUAGGAAGUGUUUCUUGGGUUUUUCCCUUCUAUUCUGUUUUUUUUUUUUUAAAUUGUAGUGGUAGUUAUGUUUCAAUGAAGUUGUUUUUACAGCACCAAAGACUUAAUCAUCCAUUUCCUAUAUAAAAGGUAGCUACUUUUUGUGUAGACCUCAAGUAUAUUGUAGUGUAGAGAUGGAAUUUAAGGAAAGGUAUUAAACUGAGGCUGUGUUUUAGCUUAUGGGCAAGUAAUAAAUUGUAUCAUUUAUCUUGAAUGUAUCAUAGAUAAGCUGCUAUAUAAUGAUUGCCACUUCAGAUAGCUGUGAAAUUAGGUGAUUAACUAGUGGUUAUUUAGCCUUCUAAUUUCUGUAUAAGUCUAAUUAUAUGAAAUAGAAGUUGGGGUUUUGAUUUUUUACUUUGCUUUUCUGUUUGGAGUGUCAUUGUAACUACUGUAUUGUAAAUGAUGGAAAAUAAUUGCAUAUGUUAUUUUGGGGUGUGUUUUUGCAUCAGUAUUUUAUCUCUAUUAAUGUUUGUGCUCAUCACUGCAUAUAAAAAAAACUUGGUUGUAUCAAUGUAACUUAAUAUUUUAUUUUCAUACUGGCAUUGUAGACACUUCAGAAAGCUGUAUCUUGCAGGCUUGACUUAACUUUUUUUCCUCAAAUCUGGAAUGUAAUCUUACAGCAUUUACUGGAAUAAAGAGUACAAAGCAUUUGAGUGUAAAACUCUCCAAAUGUUUUGAACUUAACAGCAUUUCUUUGAUGAAUGAAUUGCAUACCACUAAUACAGCUCCAGGACAGCUCUGACAAUAAGCUAAUAAUGGAUAAACUUUUCUUUACUCCAUUAACACAAGCAGUGUUUUAUUUAAUAAUCAUCAAUGAAAUAAAUGUGCCUGAUAUUGAUUUUUAAGAUUACAGUAUUAGAUCAUAAAAUAAAAACCAGCAGUACAUUUUUAGUCACACUGAAAAUGAAGGACUUAAUUUUCCCCACAAGUUUCAGUGUUUUUAGUAAUCAAUUCUAUGCAUUUUAUAUAAAUAUAAAUAAAUAAAUAUAUAUAUCUAUAUAAUACACAUUAAAAAAAAAAGGAGUAGCCUGAUUAAUUUAAAAUAUUAUGUACGGAUGACAAAUUUAUGGAGUCAUUGUUUAAGUAAACUUGCUGCCCUCCACAGCCUUCUGAUUUUAUUUAUAUGGUCCAGCAGAUUAUUGACAUCUGCUCACUCUUGGAAACAAAAUCUAGUGCUCGUAAUGGAUGUUUCAGAAACACCAAGUACAAAACUGGUGCAGUUUUCUUUUUAUUCAGAGCCACGUUCACAUGUUCCCUGAAAUGUCUGUAUUUAAGUUCUAAGACUGAGAUAGUCUUGUUAAAUUGACAGUAAAUGGUAAACGUCAACAUUUUCAUAAUCCAAUAGUAAUGUUCGAUAAAGGCAGACUCCAGUUAAGUACGCUGUUCUUAAUUGAUUAUAAUCAUGGGCUUUUUAUGUAUUUAAAAGAAAAAAAUUUCAAAAUCCUGCUUAAGCCUGAAUUUCACAUACUGAUAAAAGAAUCUGGGUAAUACCAUCUUUAAAACCAUUUUUACCAGUUUUCUUUGGUUUUUAACGCUUUCUUAAAUAAAACACUGCAUGACUUCCGAAUUGCGUAUUUGCAUACUAUUUUAAUUUGCAAAUUAGUUUUUAUAAAAUAUCCUGAUACUUAGUUUGUUUUUCCUUCAGGGUAUUUAAGUAAAUAUGCUACUGUAUUAGCAAAAUCUUUUUCAUUUUUAAAAUCUACUACUAAUUUUAAACUUGGUUUGUGUUAAGUAAAAGUUAAAUCAUACACUGCAAGGUGUAGGAAGAUUUGUUUUAAUAAACCCAAUGAUAUAGGUUUGAUUACUAAGUUUGAAUUGUUAACUGUUUAACAAUUUUAGACUGUGGCUUUUUUUCUUUGGUUUGUUUGUUUUUGCUUUUACUUCUAUGCUACACUAGUUUGCCAUGUAGCAGUUGCACUGUGCAAUAUUACAAUAAGGACUGGGAAAAAUUUUUAUGGAUGUAAUGUCUAUUACAGUUUGCUAUAGUAUUUCUCUCUAGUUCUCAGUGAUUUAAAUGUGACCAAGCCUUCUGUACUUUGUCACAAAAAGCGGGUUUUCCAGGUGACUCUUUUGGUGAGUGUCAAAAUAAGAAUUUAUGGUGUAUUACUGUCGAUUCACUUUGAAUUAAAAUAUAUAUAUUGCAGCAAACAGCUUGUUGACUUUUUUUCCACCCCAGUUAUGCUUACAGGGUAGGGAGAGGAAAAGGUUAAUAACAUUGAGUACCUGACUUAUGUCAUCUCAUUUGAUUUUCAAAACCACUUUGUGAGUUACGUAUUAUUAAUUUCAUUAUAUAAAUGAGGGAAUAGGCUAAAAAAUCUAGGUAACUUGUCCAAAAUCACACCAUUAAUGAAUGGUUAAUCUGAGAUAUGAACUAGGCCAUCUGACCAUAACUAAUCUACCUUCCACCAGUUCUUUUUAAAUUGAAGUUUGAGGCAGUGUACCAGAAGUACCUGCAACCACAGAAUAGGCAUGACCCAUCUUCCGUGACCAUUAAGUUUGCUCAAAUAUUUUUUGAAGGAAAUAUUUUUGUUCAGUAUGCAUGGAUGAAGAAUAUGGAAUUCACAUGAAUUUUUAAAAUACAUAGAACAUGAGACUUCAAAAGAAUGUGAUUAUAGUAGGCCAGUUUUGGCUGUGUCCUCAAACACCCCUACAGUUCAAGGAUCUAACUUUAGACAGGUGCAUCAGUAGAAAAGCUUUUUUGAGAGCACUUCACUGGAACACACCAGUAAAGAAUACGUAUACUCAAUCUAUCUCAGUAAACUUUAACUGAGUUAUAUGCAUUCUUUUGUGUCUAGCUUCUUUCGUUCAACAUUUUACUUGUGAGAUACGUCUGUGUUGUGUAUAGUUGUGGUUUAUUCUUAUUGCUGGACAGUAUUCUUUUGUGUGCAGAUACCAGAAUUUAUUUUGUUGAUGGACAUUUGAGUAGUUUUCAGUUUUUGGCGAUUGAGAUUACAGAUAGUGCUGCUAUGAAUAUUUUUGUCCGUAUCUUUCAGUGAACAUUAUGUAUGCAUUUCUUUUGGGUAUAUACCAAGGCAUGGAAUUGUUGGAUCAUGGGGCACGCAUAUGUUUUGCUUUAGUAGAUACUGUGAAACAUUAUUCCAAAGGGAUUAAUUUACACUUGCCAGCAGUAUAAAUUAAGGAGAGUUGCAGUUGCUUUAUGUCCUCACUAGCACUUUACAUUUUUUUGUUUCUUUCAUUUUAGUCACGUUGGUGGGUGUGAGUUGUUCAAAAUAGUAUGAACAUUUUCAUUUAGCCAAAGCUCUGAUCCUACAUAUAGAUGAAAUCCGGUUUUGCAGUUUUCCUUGAAAGUAAAUUGGCCUCUUGAGAACACUAAGAAGUGUUCAGCUAUUUAAAUGAAUCUAGAAAUAUAAUUUUCUUUUUUCCUAAAGGGGUAAUAGGAUGAAAAAAAUCUUUGAGCAGCCCAGACUACUUAGCCAGUACCUAACAGUGUCUGGCACAUAGUAGGUAUUCAUGAAGCAUUCAGAUAUUUUGAAGCACCCACUGUGUCCCAAGCACUAUAUGCUGGACACGUAUCAGUGGACGAAGUUCUUAUGGAUUUCACAUUUUUGUAGGGGAGAAAAACUAUAGAUAAAUACGAUAAACUCAAUUAGGGUAAGUUGGCUGAAGAAAGUAAACUAGGGUAUAGUGAUAAAGUGACACCUCUGGAAUGCCUUAGUGAGAAGGUGACAUUUGAACUGUGACAAGAAGAAAGCUAGUCAGCCAUGCAAGGGAAGAGUGUCUGGCAGAGGAAAUAGCAAGCGC